Molecule: messenger RNA, 1494 nt
Organism: Gopherus flavomarginatus (Mexican gopher tortoise)
Lineage: Eukaryota; Metazoa; Chordata; Testudines; Testudinidae
Product: cyclic GMP-AMP synthase-like
Exons: 6
Coding region: 1-1494 (497 amino acids)
Biological process (GO): positive regulation of type I interferon production; cellular response to exogenous dsRNA; positive regulation of defense response to virus by host
Cellular component (GO): nucleus; site of double-strand break; cytosol
Molecular function (GO): double-stranded DNA binding; chromatin binding; 2',3'-cyclic GMP-AMP synthase activity
Source: RefSeq, a predicted model, not a curated record
AUGUCUAAACCAAUUCCUUCUGCAAGAACCAAACAGGGAAAAGUUCCUCGGAGAAAAGCUGAGGAGAGUAGAGGCAGAAACUCAAAAGCUGAUGAGGGGACAGAAAACUCAGGAGUUAUGGAUACUCAGUCUGUGUCACAAGCAAUAGAAUUUGCAGUCACCACAUCUGGAAGAAAGUUGAGGGCACCAGAGGCUCCAAGUACUCAAGACUCAGAGUGCUCACAGCAGUCCUCAAAGACCUGUCUACAGCUGAGCAAGGCUGGUUCUGCAAAACCAAUAGAUGAAUCUGGAGGACACCUCGGACAACUCUAUUCCAGGUCCGCCUCUGCUGACCUAUGUGAGAGCUCAGAGAUGGCAGCCGCUGCUCUCGCCAUGCCAAGCCAAGAUGUUCUUCGCAUUAAAAAGAGGGCAAAAGCCCUCACUCUGAAACAAGAGGAGAUAACCAAGGCUGCUGGAAUAUUUAAUGGGUUCAUUGACCCAUUCAUUAGCUACCUGAAGGAGUGUCCAGAGAAGCCCUACUUUAAGAAGGUGACCAAGUUGACGACAGGCAGCUACUAUGAGUUUAUUGAUCACCCAGAUGAGUUUGAUGUGAUGCUGGCUCUGCCAGUUCGAAGCUAUCGGUACACAGAGGUGGAUGACUGGAAUGGGCUCUACUACAAGGUUACUUUACUGAGGCAGUCCCGGAGCUUCCCCAAACCUUUCCUGCUGGAGGAUGGGAAUACCGUGUCGCCUGUGAAAGUCCUGGAGGAAUUCAGGAAACUUGUCAGUCAGUUCAUUGCAUCAUCCUACAAAGUGCCUUCCCCAGGGUGGAAAAUGAAGCUAAGCAGGAAGAAACAGAACAGCCCAGCAGCAACUGUUGUGAUGCUGGAUGACAAAGGUGAUGAGGUCGUGUCUAUUGAUCUUGUUCCUGCUCUGGAAAUCUCACCCCCCUGGCCUGAUUCAUGUGGGGUAGGGAAGGAUGUUGAAAAAUGGCUGGGGAAGAAAACCAAGCUGAGGAAUAACCCAUUUUAUUUUGUUGCCAAGCAGCCACGUGGGCACGAUGACAAAGAGGUCUGGAGAAUUUCUUUCUCUCAUAUUGAAAAGGAGAUUUUGAAUAACCAUGGCAACACUAAAACCUGCUGUGAAUCUCAUCAUACCAAGUGCUGCAGGAAAAUAUGUAUCCGGCUGCUGAAGAGCCUUUUUAAGGACCUGAAGAAAAAUUAUCCCAGGCAACUAAGUCACCUGUGCUCUUACUAUGCAAAGACGUCCUUUUUCCACACUCUGACACAGUGGAAAGAGGACUCAGACUGGAAACCUUCUGACAUUGCCUCCUGUUUUCUCAGAGUGCUGGAUGACUUCAUUCAGCACGUGGAAAACACCAACCUGCCCCAUUUUUUAAUUCCAAAGUGCAACCUAUUCUAUAGCUUCCCUCCAAAGGAUUUGAAAUUCCUGCUAGAGUGCUUACGAGAGCAGAAAGGGAAUGGGUUGCAAGCAUUUGCAUCUCACGAGGAAUAG